This is a messenger RNA of Adineta ricciae, 2511 nucleotides long. Lineage: Eukaryota; Metazoa; Rotifera; Eurotatoria; Adinetida; Adinetidae. The record is from the annotation of a GenBank genome assembly.
AUGUAUAUUUUAGAAAUUCUGUUGAUCAUUGUUGGAUAUAGUUGUCAUAUUAACGUGCAUAUUGAUGAUUCCAAAGGAUCUUUCAAUAUCACUAUAAACAGUCGCCUCUGGCUUCGUUCAUCCUACACGCGACUGUAUGCUUCGAAUCAAUGGUUUUCAACACAAGAUGAAUCUCUUCUCCUAAUCGACAAACAUUCGAAUGAAGGCAAUGAUUCGACAUUAGGAAAAUGGAAUGAAACAUGUUUGAUUUAUCAGUUUUAUUUCAACGACACAUCCGUGAAUAUAUCAGGAAGUAUUCGUCAAUGGGAAUCAAUUCCAGCGAUAACAUUUCAUUUUCAGAGUGCGACAAUAAUCGACUUAAACAAUGAUCGAUUACUUGAUAUGGAUCGAGUUCGAAGUGUCUUCCCUUCAUUUUAUGCUGAAAAGUUCGACAAGAAUGAUCAUCGAGGAUAUCUAACAUUCGGAGGGAUGAUGAUGGGUGAUAUGGAAAAACAUGCUGGAAUAUGGAACUCCAGAAGUCGAUUUCUGAAGACGGGAAUGAGUGGUGGUCCGCUGGUCAUAUUCAACUUAACUGAGAAUGGUCAAGGUGAUUCAAUCAUCAUUUCACCAUUGUCACAAUUCAUGUCUAGUUCGUUAAGUCUGAAUAUCAACAUUGUUGAAUAUGGUUUUCUUGGUUCCAUUCGGUCGAUUCCAAUGAAUUCAACAAAUUCUUUAAUUAUUUAUUAUUCAUCCCAAGGUAUUAAUCAUCUUCUCGAUCAAUGGGGUAAAACAAUGCAAAAAGUUUAUAAGAAAACCAAUGAAUAUCGUUCCAAAGAUGUAACAAACAACUAUCUCGGUUAUUAUACGGAUAACGGUGCUUAUUAUUAUUAUCAUACUGAGUCUGAAAUGAAUUAUGAACAAACAGUUCUGUCCAUAAAGGAGAAUCUUUCAAUACCAAUCCAUUAUAUUCAAUUGGAUUCUUGGUGGUAUUAUAAAGGACUAGCAAAUGGCGUUUACCAAUGGAUAUCACGUUCGGAAAUAUUUCCUGAUGGGCUUGAAGGUUUGAAUGAAAAACUCAAUAAUUUUCCAUUAGCUGGGCAUAAUCGAUACUGGUCAUUAGACACAAUUUAUUCACGAAAUUAUAGUUUUGUUUUCGAUGAGAGUAAUCUGAAAAGUCUUCCGCUGAGUAACGAUUCUUUUUGGAUUGAUCUAUUCAAUUCUUCGUCAAAAUGGAAUUUAAUUUUAUAUGAACAAGAUUGGAUGAACCAUCAAACGAUCGAUUUUCUUCCUUUACGUGAAGAUUUCUAUCUCGGUCGACAAUGGUUAAUUCAAAUGGGUUAUGCAGCUGAUCUAUUCAAUAUUAAUCUUCAAUAUUGUAUGAGUCUACCUCGACAUGCUCUUCAAUCGUUGGAAAUUCAACGUGUAACGCAAGCAAGAGUAUCCGAUGAUUAUUAUAUUCAUAUUGUUCAUCGAAUUCCUCAGUGGAAAAUCGGAGUAUCGUCUAUGCUAGCGAAUGCGCUCGGUUUAGCACCAUUCAAAGAUAUUUUCUGGUCAACAGAAGUUCAAAAUGGUGCUCCGUACAAAUCGAGCGUAAAAGAACCUUUACCUGAUAGAGAAAUUCUAAUCGCAACACUUUCGACGGGUCCAGUAGCAACUGGCGAUGGAAUUAACUAUAUCAAUAAAGGACGUAUUAUGAGAUGUUGUCGACAAGAUGGUUUGAUUUUAAAACCAUCACGUCCCUUAACAAUGAUUGAUUUAUUAAUAUCUGAUUGGGCGAAAAACAAAGGUGUCAAUCAAGGUGAACUUUAUUCCACACAAACGGUCAUAAAUGAUCAAAUCUUUUCAAUGAUAUUUGCAUCAUCAAUGCGGCGUAAUUACUCAAUAGUCCCGUCGAUGAUCGGGUCACCAGAUGGAAUUGUCUGGUCAUUUUCUAAUCCGUAUGAAUUGUUUACUUUCGAUAAUAACCAUCCACUUGAUAUACCACAUGAAAUAUGUAAUGAUACAACAUAUUGUCUUUGGUAUAGUUCGUCGUUAUGGCAAUUCAGCGAUUCUUUAUCCACUAAAUACGCUUUCAUGGGUGAAUUGAAUAAAUGGACAUUUGUUAGUGAACAGAGAUUUUCAUCGAUUGAAAGAAAUUCUCAGAAUACUCAAACGACAAUAACGAUUCAAGGUGUAACCGAUGAACUAGUCGAUGUUCUUGUUUAUCAUUCAAAAUACGAAUCUAUUAUUCAGUUAUCUUGUCAUUUUUCUGCAGAUAAACUGCGAACUCAACUUAUAAUUAAUUCUACAAAUUCAUUUUGCGCAAAUCUAUCCAUAAGACCUAAACAAUCCUUUUUCAUAGUGAGAUCUCGAUCGUUAUAUCAUCGAUCACUACAGAUGGCUUCAAAUAAGACCCUCAAAAUAAAGAAGGUACUUGCCAAAAAACAAAAGCAAAACCGACCUGUUCCACAAUGGAUCCGUAUGCGUACAGGCAACACCAUUCGAUACAACUCAAAACGUCGUCAUUUCCGUCGUACCAAACUCAAAUUAUAA